AUGUCCUCAUCGCUCGAGGGAGGAUGCGAUCGCCGGGCGGAUAGCGCCAGCCAGCAGGCAGCGGAGCCGGAACCAAGCACGCGUCUGCAGCAGUGGGAGGAGUUCGGGCAUCAGUUCCAGGCCGGAGAGCUAGAGCUUCUCAAGCAGAGCAUCGUUGAGAUGGCGUUCAGCCGGAUCGAGGGCCAGGAUGAGCUUUUUGUUGGCGGGCUCUGGGCGUUGCGCCGCUCUGAUACCCUGACUGACCGCGGCAUCACUCACGUGCUGUCCGUGGUGGGCUUUGAUCCUUCUGGUCUGAAGAACUUCAAGGAUGAGCCGUGGUCCGAGUACGGAAAGCAGUUUCGCCAUCUCGUCAUCGACAUUGACGACGUUGAUGACGCAAACAUACUGGUGGAGCUCCCUGGUGCUGUCAAGUUCAUCGAUAAGGGUUUGAGAGGACAUGGCUUGGGGCCCAGCACGAAUUCGGCAGACGCUCACGAUGCUGACGCAGAUGUGGGCAAGGGCGUCGAGGACCUCAGCAUUGGGGGCCAUGGCAAGCGCCCCGGCGUCUUUGUCCACUGCGCCGCCGGGAAGUCGAGAUCGGUCUCGACCAUUAUUGCCUAUUUGCUUUGGCGAUAUCCUAACCGAUUCGAUCCUAACAUCGUCCCGACUGUCAUCUCCGAUCCAACCCAUGCGCACCCACAGUCAUCGUCAACGAAGAGGCGGUCGCGGAAGGAAACAGCCGCCGAGGCUGUGCACGCCGCGCUGACAUACGUCCGCCGGACGCGGCCCAUGGCGGAGCCCAACCCCGGCUUCAUGGACCAGCUGGCGCUCUGGUGGGAGAUGGGCUGCCCCGACGACGUCGAGACCCAUCAUGUGUACCAGCGCUGGGCGUACAUGCGCGAGGUCGAGGAGAACUUGGCCGUGGGCCAGGCUCCCACGAGGCUGCGGUUCGAGGACGAGGAGGCUCAGCCCCACGAUGAGUCUGGGCUCAGCCUGCGGUGCAAGAUGUGUCGUCGCACCCUGGCUACGGCGCCGUUCAUCGUGGACCAUCAGUCCUCGGAUGCACACUCCACCGCCCAGUGUCAGCACUUCUUUAUCGAACCCCUGAGCUGGAUGCGAAGUAUCCUUGAAAAGGGCGAGCUCAACGGCCGGCUGCUCUGCCCCAAUGCCAAGUGCGGCGCCGGUGUAGGCCGCUACGACUGGAAGGGCUUCAGGUGCUCCUGUGGCGGCUGGGUCAUACCGGCCUUCUCCCUCCAGCGCGCCAGAGUUGACGAUGUCGUCAAGAGGGCCCCGGGCACAGCCGCCGGCCAGGCCACGGGCAUCCGAAUGCCGCCCGGCGCCAAACCCCGCGGCGGUAACCUGUAA
Ilyonectria robusta is the source of this 1344-nucleotide messenger RNA. Its product is annotated as protein-tyrosine phosphatase-like protein. The coding region runs from base 1 to 1344 and encodes 447 amino acids. Gene Ontology annotation, molecular function: protein tyrosine/serine/threonine phosphatase activity. Gene Ontology annotation, cellular component: nucleus. NCBI's taxonomy places the organism in Eukaryota, Fungi, Ascomycota, Sordariomycetes, Hypocreales, Nectriaceae. The record is from RefSeq and is a predicted model, not a curated record. Gene Ontology annotation, biological process: protein dephosphorylation. The transcript is spliced from 3 exons.